Molecule: messenger RNA, 1682 nt
Organism: Colletes gigas
Lineage: Eukaryota; Metazoa; Arthropoda; Insecta; Hymenoptera; Colletidae
Product: 28S ribosomal protein S27, mitochondrial-like
Exons: 2
Coding region: 106-1455 (449 amino acids)
Cellular component (GO): mitochondrion
Source: RefSeq, a predicted model, not a curated record
GUGAGGAGUGAAGCAUUUUUAACCCAUCGGGAGUGAAGUAAAUCUUUUACUUGAGUAAGAAGUCUUUGUGAAGUUAUGAAUCACUGAUAGAGAAUACGACUGAAAAUGUUGAAAACAUUGAAGUGUGGAAAGGGAACCUACUGUACAAUUCAAAAAGCGUUGAUACAAAAACGAUCGUUUCUGUCCGAAGCGUACCGGUGCGAAAAAGCAUGGCAAUCUCGGCUUGAAACUCCGUUAUUGAAAAAAAUUAAACCACAAAACUUAUCCUUAGACAUAGAACAUAAGCAUAUAACUGCUGGGAAAGUAAAUGCACUGGAUAUCGACAUUUUCGCGAACACAGUAUUGGAAAAAUAUCAAGUUGAGGAACUGUUGACUUCAAUUCAUAAUUUAAGGUUAACUGCUGAAACGUCGAACACAUUAGAGUCAACACAUCAUGCUGUCAUUAGGUAUUUGUUGGAUAAUGAUUUUACCGAAGAUAUUAUAAACGUAUUGCACGACAGACUCAAUUAUGGUAUUUUUCCCGACCAUUUGUGUUAUAAUAUACUUAUGGACACAUACAUAAAAAAGAAGGACUAUGUUAGUGCAGCAAAAAUUGCUGUUUUACCUAUGUUACAAGAAGAUUAUGAGAAUCAAAUAACUAACGCAUUGUCAGUAUACUCCUGCUACAAAUAUUUGGAAAAACCUGAUGAUUGGCCAAAGCCACCAGUUUCUAUAGAUGAUUCCAAAGAAGAAAUUAAAAUACGCGUGGAUUAUCUUAGGAAUCCUUUCUUUGAUGAUCAUUUUGAUCUUACAGAUCCACGUGAUUUGGUAGGAAAAACAUUAGCUUUCUAUGGAAAAAUUAUGAAUAAUACAUUAGGCAGGACUUGUCAGUUAAGAGGCUUAAUAUUAUAUAAAAAGUAUCAAGAUAUAUUGGAGUUAAUAGAAAAGUGGUUGAGACAAGAGAAUGAUAAUAUUAUAUAUGAAGAAAUUUUUGAGUUGAUAAAAAAAGAUAAUGAAAACCUACCUGUAGAAGAAAUGACAGAUGAAUUUAAGAAUGUAAUGUCCCAAGUUGAAAAAUUAAAAACUGUAAGUCUGUGUAAAGAUAAUUUAAUCCAAGCAUUGGAGAAUGAAAUUAAAUGUGCAGUUGAUAAACAAUCUGAGACAGAUAUAAAUGAACAAAUAAAGAAAUAUAUUGUCUGGGGAGAACAAAGACAAAACCUAUUAAAUGAACAAUUAGAACAGAUAAAUCGAGAAAAAAGAAUACAAAAUAUUAAACAAAUAAAGAAAAAAUUACAAGAACAAGAACAACUUUUGACAUUCUUUGACAAAGAAGAAGAAAUAGAAUUAGAAAUAGAACACUUAGAAGAAAAAGACAAAGAAGAAAUGGAACGCGUUCUUAAAAUGCAUCAUGCUGUAAAGAAACUCAAACAAUUGGAGACACAAGCAGAAUAUAUACCACCAACUGUUACAAAAUAGAUGUUAAAUAACUAGUGUAGUCAUAAUCGAUGAAUGAAACUUUGUAGUUGAAAAUUGUUUAAUAAAAUUGUAUUUCAACAGAAGUUAUUCUUGAAAGGAUAUAGAAAGGAUGAUAAUGGUAAGAGACAAUAAAAAUAUAUUAAAUGUUAUUUAUCUUUCGUAUUUUGUACAUAAUCACUUAGAAGUGGUUUUUAAAUAUGUAGUACUUAUGUUUGUAGUAGAUUUCU